Messenger RNA from Pelagomonas calceolata, 956 nucleotides. NCBI's taxonomy places the organism in Eukaryota, Pelagophyceae, Pelagomonadales, Pelagomonadaceae. The record is from the annotation of a GenBank genome assembly.
AUGCGACGCCGCGCCGCGCUCUGCGUCCUCGCCUCGACGCAAGCCCUCACGCUGCCGACGCUACGACGACGACGAAAAGCGCCGCCGCCGGAGGAGCUCGAACGGUGGUUGGAUACGGCUGCUACUGUCCGAGUACGCGCCACACCGGAAGAGUGCUACGCCGCGUACAGCGACCUGACGCGCAUGCCCGAGUGGUGCCCUUUACUCUCAGAAGUGACCUUCGACGAGGCGACGCGCAAGAGCGAGUGGCGCAUGGGUUUUAAAGGCGUGUCCGUGGGAUGGACGGCCGAGAAUUUGGAGGAACGGCCGCCCGAACUACUCCGGUGGACGUCGAAGGCGGGGACCGAGAAUUAUGGGGCGGCGUCCUUCACGCCCGUUGCCGAUGGCACGGAGGUCGAGGUGAAAAUUACGUAUCGGACGCCGCGGGCCAUCUAUGCCAUCGUGGAGGGUAGACGGGCCCAGUCGAUCAUCCGCUCGUUGCUAAGGGCGACGCUCGUGCGCUUCGGGAAGAAGAUGGAGGGAAUGUUUCCCGAGGACGACGCGCUGGUCGCGGAUCGGAUCGCGGACGAGCUCGCGGAGUAAGACUGUUGUGUGUGCGUCGAUGGCGUCAAAGGGGUUGUUCCAAAUACAGUUACGUUCACAGAGAAGCGUCCGCCUUGCGCAGGCGGAGAUGUACAAGAAAGAUCGAUCGAUUCACUCGGCGGGCCCGGCCUCCGAGACGAGCGGCGCGUAGGCCGCCUGUUGUCGACGCGGCGCCACACCACGUGGAGCUUUGGUCCGAAAUGAUGGUGAAGCUCGAUUUGUGGAAGGCGCCGGACCCGGAGCGCGUGCGGAACCGGGCCGCGGCGUCGACGCACGCCGUCCACGCGACGCUGCCUUUGUCUGAAGUCGUGGCCAACUGGGACGAGCUCGCCGAGGCGCUCGGGGGGAGCGUCUUCGAGGACAUGCUCGCCUGA